Molecule: messenger RNA, 4048 nt
Organism: Astrephomene gubernaculifera
Lineage: Eukaryota; Viridiplantae; Chlorophyta; Chlorophyceae; Chlamydomonadales; Astrephomenaceae
Source: the annotation of a GenBank genome assembly
AUUUAAUUAUCUUUCAGCUUAGCAAGGCGGUGCGCUUGAACUAAAUCGUUUCCUCGAUUGCCGUUGUCCUGCACACCCUUCCAACCCCUUAGCCACCGUGUACCAUAUUGCCUUGCAAAACUGUACGCACUCUUUUGUUAUUAGUUGCCAGUAGUUGGAUCAACACAAGCGCUGAAUCGGAAGUAAGGAACUUUGCGAUUGGGGCUAAAGAGCCCCUAGCUUGAGCCCGGCGCGCCGGGAAGAAUGUCUGACGGCAAAUACUUUUCAACAACAAAGCGAGGUGAGAUCCAUGAGCUCAAGGAGGAGCUCAGGAGCCUUGAUAGGCCAAAGAAGAAGGAUGCGGUGAAGAAGGUCAUCGCGGCUAUGACUGUGGGGAAGGAUGUGUCCAUGCUCUUCCCGGAUGUGGUCAACUGCAUGCAAACGGACGACCUGGAGCUUAAGAAGCUGGUUUACCUAUACCUCAUCAACUACGCGAAAACUCAGCCGGACCUGGCGAUUAUGGCCGUGAAUACGUUUGUGAAGGACUCCCAAGAUCCGAACCCUCUCAUUCGUGCGCUGGCUGUUCGCACGAUGGGUUGCAUCCGGGUGGACAAAAUCACGGAGUACCUGUGCGAUCCCCUUCAACGCUGCCUAAAGGACGAUGACCCAUAUGUACGGAAAACCGCGGCGGUUUGCGUGGCGAAGCUGUACGACAUCAACCCCGAGCUGGUGGAGGACCGCGGCUUCCUGGACAUGCUGCGGGAGAUGCUGAGUGAUGCUAACCCCAUGGUGGUCGCGAACGCGCUGGCAGCACUGCAGGAGAUCCAGGAGCUGGCCAGCAGCGGCGGCAAGGACCUGCUGCAGAUGACCACCCAGACGCUGAACAAGCUGCUGGCGGCGCUGAACGAGUGCACAGAGUGGGGGCAGGUGUUCAUCCUGGACUCGCUGGCUGCCUACGACACUCGCGACCCACGGGACGCUGAGAAGAUCGCGGAGCGGGUGCUGCCGCGCCUGCAGCACGUCAACUCGGCGGUGGUGCUGUCGGCCGUCAAGGUCAUCCUGCGCUGCAUGGACGUUGUGGCGCUGGGCCCCGGGGGCGGCGAGGACACCAUCCGCGCCUGGUGCAAGAAGAUGGCGCCCCCGCUGGUGACGCUGCUGGCCUCGGAGCCGGAGGUGCAGUACGUGGCGCUGCGCAACAUUAACCUCAUCGUGCAGCGGCGGCCGGCCAUACUGGCGAAUGAGGUCAAGGUGUUCUUCUGCAAGUACAACGACCCGCUGUACGUCAAGAUGGAGAAGCUGGAGAUCAUGAUUCGGCUGGCGUCCGACAAGAACAUCGACCAGGUGCUGCUGGAGCUUAAGGAGUACGCGCAGGAGGUGGACGUGGACUUUGUGCGCAAGUCGGUUCGCGCCAUCGGCCGCUGCGCGGUGGCCCUGGAGAAGGCCACGGAGCGCUGCAUCAACGUGCUGCUGGAGCUCAUCCAGACCAAGGUCAGCUACGUGGUGCAGGAGGCGAUCAUCGUCAUCAAGGACAUCUUCCGGCGCUACCCCAACCAGUACGAGUCCAUCAUCGCCACCCUGUGCGACAACCUGGACAGCCUGGACGAGCCGGAGGCCAAGAGCAGCAUGGUGUGGAUCAUCGGGGAGUACGCGGAGCGCAUCGACAACGCGGACGAGCUGCUGGAGGCGUUCCUGGAGACCUUCCCGGAGGAAACCAGCAUGGUCCAGCUGCAGCUGCUGACCGCCACCGUGAAGCUCUUCCUGAAGAAGCCCACCGAGAGCGCGCAGAAGAUGAUCUCCGCCGUGCUCUCCUGCGCCACCACCGAGACGGACAACCCCGACCUGCGAGACAGGGCCUACAUCUACUGGCGCCUGCUGUCUACAGACCCGGAGGCCGCCAAGGACGUGGUGCUGGCCGAGAAGCCGGUCAUCGCGGACGACUCCUCCACGCUGGAUCCCUCCCUGCUGGAGCAGCUGGUGUCGCGCCACCUGGCCACCGUGGCGGCCGUCUACCACCGCCCGCCCGAGACAUUUGUCAGCAGGCAGCGCCUGGCCGUCACACGCGCGGAGGAGCUGGGCAGCCGCAAAUUCGAUGAGGAGGAUGGCACCGUGCCGGGCGCCAUGGUGUCUGACAACAACAUGGCUGCAGCGGCGGGCGCAGCGGCCGCAGCAGUGGCCAGCUCCGUGGGGGACCUGCUGGACCUGUCGGACGCCACACCCGCGCCACCGCCCGCGCCAGCAGCGGCUGCGGGGUUGGGAGCAGCGGUGCCGCCGCAGCAGCCGCCGGCUGCCCGGGGCCUGGACGACUUGUUGGGCGGGCUGGACAUAGGAGGAGGUGCCCCUGCGGCGAGCUCCUCCGUCCCCGCUGCUGCCCCAGCCGCCGCAGUCGGCUCCUCCGAUCCCUUUGCUUCCUUCGGCUCCGGGUCCGCUUCUGGGGCCGCUGGGGUUGCUGCUGCUGGGGCGGCGGGAGCGGCGGCCGGCGGCUUGUCUGCCGCCGCGCUGUCGCAGCUGCCCGUGCUGCUGAGCAACCCUGGGGGCGUAUCGGUGCAGGGGCGGCUGGUGCGGCAAGGAGGGCAGGUGGUGUACCAGCUAGCCCUGCGGAACGACACGGCUGCCCCCGUGGACGGUCUCAUGAUCCAGACCAACCGCAACAGCUUCGGUCUCAGUCCCGCCAGCCAGGUGCUGGUGCUGUCCACCCCCGGUGGCGGCAGUGCCGUGCCCCCCAGCUCCCUUGUCCCGGUGCGGGUGCCGCUGCUGGUGGACGCCGGCAAGGUGACGCCGCCGCCGCUCAGCACCGCUCUGCAGGUGGCGCUCAGGACAAACCAGGUUGGCGUGCUGUACUUCAACGACUCGGUGCCGCUGUCCGCGCUGACGGAGGAGAACGGGACCAUGGAGGCAGCGGAUUUCCUUGCGGCGUGGAAGGCGCUCCCACCCGAGACCAGUGCGCGGCUACCCCUGGCUGUCCCCUCCGCCGAGUCCGCCAAGCAGCGACUGGCGGCAGCGAACCUCUUUGUGCUGGCGCACCGCCAGGUACCCGCUACCGGCCAGGACGCCAUCUACGCCACGUGCCGCAUCUCCGCAGGCGGCGUGGGGCAGGUGUUGUUGGAGCUCAAGUUCGUUGCGGGUGCGGGCGGGGUGGACGUGUCGGUGAAGGCGGAGCGGCAGGACGUGGCGCAGCUGGUGUUUGAUGGGCUGCCGGCGGUGCUGCUGGGCUCGGCAUGAGGCGUAGCAGCAUGACAGCACGAGGCGCGCAUGGUUUCCGGCGCAUGGUUUCCAAAGCGGAGCUAAGCUUAGCUGGGCUCGGUAUGAGACCUGUGGCGCCGGGCAUGAGGAAUGUUGCACCGGGCAUGCAGUGCCGGGAGCUGCUCCCAUCUGGGUCAAUUUGGGUUGGUCAGGGGUGCAUGCCGUACAUGAGGACGUGAUGCAAGCAAGCUUCAUAGCAGAAGGCAGCAGCGGCAAGCGGCGGGUUUAGGGAACUGGGUGAGCUGUCGUGGGUGGGCGGAGAGUAGGUGUCUGAAAUAAAUGGGAGUGGAGGGACGGUACGUGGGCAUGGGAUGGGUACCGGUUAGUAGGACGGGUGUAGGGAAGUGUAGGUUUGAGCAACUUAGAACCUGAGGGUUCCAUGGGACACGUGUAGACGUUCUUGACGGCGCUGCCACCCGCGCGCUAUCUCUAGAUUGGGUUUACCGCAUGGCGCGUUGCGUGAUAGUCCUGGGGUACAUACGAAUUGGAGGACUGCAGGAGGGAGGGCGUCAGGGGGUGAGCAACGAAGGGGCUUGUGGGCAGUGUAGUGAGCAUCAAAAGCGGCGCUGCGGGCUUGAGGAUGGAGGCGACCUGGGGCAUGGCCGGGUGCUGUCAAAAGUAGAGGGACUCGUGCAACACACCGCCAUUGCAGUGGAGGUGAGGUGUGAAGGCUUUGCUUCCCACGCGUCUGAGAUGUAGCGGUAGGAGUAGGGAGAUGCAGGACUGGGGUUGGUAGGCAUAGCCAGAGAAGCUGCAAGUAUUCUUUUCUCCGUCGCUGACUCUACGUGUCCCCACGGUCGAUGCUGUACAUGUAAAAUUGCAUAUCUGG